Messenger RNA from Haemorhous mexicanus (house finch), 962 nucleotides. RefSeq names its product claudin-22-like. The coding region runs from base 89 to 742 and encodes 217 amino acids. The transcript has a single exon. Gene Ontology annotation, molecular function: structural molecule activity. NCBI's taxonomy places the organism in Eukaryota, Metazoa, Chordata, Aves, Passeriformes, Fringillidae. The record is from RefSeq and is a predicted model, not a curated record. Gene Ontology annotation, biological process: bicellular tight junction assembly; cell adhesion. Gene Ontology annotation, cellular component: plasma membrane; bicellular tight junction.
ACAGCUUCCACCAUCACUCAAGGUAGCAGUUGGUACAGAACUGCUGGGGAGACCUUUCUCCUCAAGCUUUCAGGACUCUGCUCUUACAAUGGCCUUAGUCUAUCAACCAGUGAUGCAAUUAAGUGGCAUAUUGGUCUCUCUGUUGGGAUGGGUCCUGUCCUGUCUCACCACCUAUCUACCCCAGUGGAAAAACCUUAACUUGGAACUAAAUGAACUGGAGAUCUGGACCAUGGGACUCUGGCAAGCUUGUGUUGUCCAGGAAGAAGGUGGAAUGCAAUGCAAGGACUUCGAUUCUUUCCUAGCUUUGCCUCCAGAGCUCAGGAUUUCUAGGAUUUUGAUGUUUUUUUCCAAUGGAUCAGGGCUUUUGGGCCUUUUGCUCUCAGGAUUUGGGUUGGACUGUUUGAAAAUUGGUGAAAGACAACAGGAACAAAAGAAACGGUUGUUGCUGUUUGGAGGAAUGCUCUUCUGGAUUUCGGGGAUUACAGCUAUUGUCCCAGUUUCCUGGGUUGCCCAUGCCACAGUCCAGGAAUUUUGGGAUGAGAAUAUACCAGAUAUUGUUCCCAGGUGGGAUUUUGGGGAAGCAUUGUUUGUUGGCUGGCUUGCUGGAUUUUGUCUUAUAUUAGGAGGAUCUCUACUUAAUUGCACAAUCUGUUCUACUGCAGUCCAUCCGUCUUCAGUCCAUUAUGCAGUAGCAGAACAGCAGGAUCAGUGUCAAUGCUUGGAAACUGAAACAAGGCCUUAAAAUGGGAGGUUUUAAGCAGUACAGCAACACUGCCCUCUUUUCCAAACCCUAGUGCAAGCCAGAAGCUUGUUCCGGUAGUAAUUCAAAGGACUCUUUGUUAUCCAGCUGAUUUCCUGAAUUUAUAUCUGUUUUCUCCAUAAACUGGUAUUGGAAGGUGGUGUGUUUUCUCACCUGUGGAACUGCUUAAAACUGUUUCACAGCAAAAUGCUGAGGUGUUCAC